Messenger RNA from Nilaparvata lugens (brown planthopper), 2960 nucleotides. It is a transcript of the gene RtcB, whose product is annotated as RNA-splicing ligase RtcB homolog. Bases 300 to 1820 code for a protein of 506 amino acids. The transcript is spliced from 10 exons. Gene Ontology annotation, cellular component: nucleus; tRNA-splicing ligase complex. Gene Ontology annotation, biological process: tRNA splicing, via endonucleolytic cleavage and ligation. Gene Ontology annotation, molecular function: RNA ligase (ATP) activity. NCBI's taxonomy places the organism in Eukaryota, Metazoa, Arthropoda, Insecta, Hemiptera, Delphacidae. The record is from RefSeq and is a predicted model, not a curated record.
UCGUUUUCUAAUUCUUUUCUAACCUAACUUCUACUUGUUUUGUAGUUUGUGGUUAUUUCACGGUUAGAUUUAAAACUAUUCAAUUUGUCAUUAUUUUGGUUUAUUAUAUACAUUUUUCAACUUAUAAGUCUAGUGAGUGUUUAACACUGAUUUAAUUUAAUAAAUUAGGCACUUAACAAAGUAGGCUAGUGCAGUUAACACGUCAACCGGCGGUGUGCCACAGGAUUUAUAGUUUGAAUUAGGCCUAAAAACUAAAAACCUAUAAUUAUUAUAUUGCAAGACUCGUCAGCGGUAGCACGAUGGUUGUCCGUCAAUAUAAUGAAGAAAUGUCCUACUUGGAAAAAACAUCGCCUUUUUCAUGGAAAAUAAAAAAGGGAUUCCAGCCAAACAUGAAUGUGGAAGGAGUGUUCUAUGUGAAUCAACAUCUUGAGAAGUUAAUGUUGGAUGAACUUCGUAAUGCCUGUCGUCCAGGUAUGAUUGGUGGCUUUCUUCCCGGAGUCAAGCAGAUUGCAAAUGUCGCUGCCUUACCCGGAAUUGUUGGACGAUCUGUUGGUCUACCUGAUGUACAUUCUGGAUACGGAUUUGCAAUUGGGAAUAUGGCUGCAUUUGACAUGAGUGAUCCCACAUCAGUGGUUUCACCUGGAGGAGUCGGUUUUGAUAUCAAUUGUGGAGUUCGACUUCUGAGAACCAAUCUUAUGGAGAAGGAUGUGCUUCCUGUCAAGGAGCAACUAGCUCAGAGCAUGUUUGACCAUAUUCCGGUGGGAGUUGGGUCAAAGGGAAUAAUUCCAAUGAACGCUAGAGAUCUGGAAGAAGCACUUGAAAUGGGAAUGGAUUGGUCACUUAGAGAAGGAUAUGUUUGGGCUGAAGACAAAGAGCAUUGUGAAGAAUAUGGUCGAAUGUUGAAUGCGGAUCCAUCUAAAGUCAGUAUGCGAGCUAAAAAGAGAGGUCUACCACAGCUGGGAACGUUAGGAGCUGGAAAUCAUUAUGCUGAAAUUCAAGUAGUUGACGAAAUCUAUGAUAAAUGGGCAGCGAGUAAAAUGGGAAUCGAAAGUAAAGGACAGAUUUGUGUUAUGAUCCAUUCUGGAAGUAGAGGAUUCGGUCAUCAAGUUGCUACAGAUGCUCUAGUCGAAAUGGAAAAAGCAAUGAAAAGAGAUAAAAUUGAAACUAACGAUAGACAACUGGCGUGUGCUAGAAUCAAUUCUGUGGAAGGACAGAACUAUUUGAAGUCAAUGGCAGCGGCUGCUAAUUUUGCUUGGGUUAAUCGCAGCUCUAUGACAUUCCUGAGUAGACAGGCAUUUGCAAAGCAGUUCAACAUGACACCAGAUGACUUGGAUAUGCAUGUGAUCUACGAUGUUUCUCACAACAUUGCCAAAGUUGAGGAGCAUAUGGUUGAUGGAAAACUCAAAACACUCCUAGUCCAUCGGAAGGGUUCAACUAGAGCUUUUCCUCCCCAUCAUCCACUAAUUCCCGUUGACUACCAGCUGACUGGCCAACCAGUAUUGAUUGGAGGCACAAUGGGAACAUGCAGUUAUGUUCUGACCGGUACUGAAACCGGAAUGAAGGAGACUUUUGGAUCGACUUGUCACGGAGCGGGUCGAGCUCUCUCCAGAGCGAAAUCAAGACGCAAUCUGGACUACACCCAGGUUCUGCAGAAACUGGAAAGUCAAGGUAUUUCAAUCAGAGUGGCAUCUCCCAAGCUAGUCAUGGAAGAAGCGCCUGAGUCAUACAAAAAUGUCACUGAUGUUGUUGAUACAUGUGACGCUGUAGGUAUUAGCAAGAAAGCCAUCAAAUUGAGGCCUAUUGCUGUGAUAAAAGGAUAAAUAACGUCAAAAUAACUACGUCUAAUCAUGUAUUUCAUCCAUUACAAAUAAUUCUCAAAAAUUUAGAGAUUUGAAAUGUAUUUGGAAUCUCUUUUUCAUGACAUUUUUCUUUUCCUAUAUCAAACGCUCGACUCAGAAUGAUUUUGAAAUUUAUUUCUAUUAAUUGCUCUCACAUGAUUUCUUUUAUCAAUUAAAAAGGGAAGUAGAAUCCAAUUGCGUAGCAUUCUUCAAUAAUAUAAUUAUUUAUCAUUGCCUUGCAAUCAAUCAAAGUACGCUCUUCAGGCUAGACUCAUUCUAAAUUUCUCCCAUAAAUAAACAAUAUAAACUCUAUUACAUUCGGUUAAAAAUGAGCUAUGCAACCUAUAUUUUAUUUAAAUUAUGAAAGUUCACAUUGAAGUAGCAAUAAAGCAGUAUUUAAAAUCAAAUGAUAGUUUCAAAGUAGGUUUAUGAACAAGACUGAUUGGAAAUGCUUCACAUAAGAAUGAAUAAAUUUUUACUCAUACCGGGUAUAUAGAUAAAUAAGCUACAAAUCAAAUUAAUGUAUUUGUCCUAACUUUAUGGUAAUAAUAUUAAAUUAUACUCCAUAUUUAAUAAGAUAUUCAUACUUAUACUAAGACUCUGAUACCUGAAUACAAAAAGUUAAGAAUUUUAAGCAGUCACUCAUAAAUAUUUUUAAAAUGUGUCUGCGACAUAUUUUGCUAGUAUUAAAUUUGAAUAUUCGAUAUUGCCCACAACAGAAUCAAAUUCUGUUUGAAUUUUGAUUGAAUCAAUAGCAUAUUUUUGUUAGCAUGUUUCAUUUUUUACCCUACCUAAAACGUUUCAUAAAUUCAGUUCCUCUUGAGAGAAGGCAUUAUUAUUAUGAGUGAUCAGUUACUUUUUGCAAAUUCCAUCUUUGCCUAGCUCUUUAGCCUGUAUGAUAUGAAUCUCAUUUUAUUUUGGUGUUGAUGUUUUUUAUAUAUUAAUUUAAAUAUUUUCUAUCUACUAGUUGAAGACUCAGUAGCAUGAAAAUCAUUCAUUUCUUAGCUUUAAAACUAAAACUGUAUAACAGUCAUCACCUUAUUAUUCAAUUAUAACAUUUUUUGCUGGAGAUUUAUUGUUGAAAAAUUAUUCAAAUUUCAUUUGUAAUAUUUUGUAAAUACC